Exaiptasia diaphana is the source of this 651-nucleotide messenger RNA. RefSeq lists its product as uncharacterized. The record is from RefSeq and is a predicted model, not a curated record. The coding region runs from base 1 to 651 and encodes 216 amino acids. The transcript has 9 exons. Lineage: Eukaryota; Metazoa; Cnidaria; Anthozoa; Actiniaria; Aiptasiidae.
AUGUGUCAUUAUAUUCACGUGUUCAAGAGUUCCCAGCAUAUUUACGCAGACAAAGCUGAACUAAUUUCUUUUCACGGUGAAGAAACGAUGCAUUAUGUGAAUCUCUUGAACACGUCAGGAGUACUUCAAGCAGAGGCUGAGCAAGUUCAAAAAGAAAAAUGUGAUACACUUACUGGUAAAUGUCCCCUUCAUCGAAUGUACGAUAUCAAGCAAAAUAAAGUCGUCGUAGAAGAAAUAGGAAAAGAAACUGAGCAAAUUAAAUCACAACAGCUCAACGAAAAGACUCACUACGGUGGUCCAGAUGAAAACUACYAUCCUGAAAAACUAGAAAAUAGUAUACCAACAGCCCAAGUCAACAGAAAGAAACUGAAAAUGUUGGGAGCUGCUGGCUAUUACAUAAGAGAUUUUCUUGGAGAUGUCUAUGAGUACGUAAUUAAUGAUGAAUGGGAAGGAGUCUGGGUGCAUCUGUCACUCGUUCGUAUUCGCGUUUAUGGUGAAAUUGGUGAAGGWCGAUGGAGGUUUGCCUUUAGUGGUAAGAUCAUGGAAUCAGAAUCAAAACGUUUUCCUGUGGGAAUGAACAUAGUUGUCAAGUCGGUCAAUGAAGACGUCCUAAAGGAACAAAAGGAAGAAGUAGCAGUGAAAAGAGUGUGA